GCCCGUCGGGACGGAAGAGACAAGAUGGCGCUACGGACGAUGCGGGGGAUCGUGAACGGGGCCGCGACCGAGCUCCCCAUGCCCACCGGCGGGCCGGCGGCGGGGGCGCGGGAGCAGGCACUGGCGAUCACCCGGAACUACCUCUCUCAGCCCCGCCUCACGUACAAGACCGUGUCCGGCGUCAAUGGCCCGCUGGUGAUCUUGGACCAUGUCAAGUUUCCCAGGUACGCUGAAAUUGUCCACUUGACGUUACCAGACGGUACCAAGCGAAGCGGGCAAGUCCUAGAAGUUAGUGGCUCCAAAGCCGUGGUUCAGGUGUUUGAAGGGACGUCAGGUAUCGAUGCCAAGAAGACGUCCUGCGAGUUCACCGGGGACAUCCUGCGAACGCCCGUGUCCGAGGAUAUGCUCGGUCGCGUGUUCAAUGGAUCGGGCAAGCCCAUCGACAGGGGCCCUGUGGUCCUGGCUGAAGACUUCCUGGACAUCAUGGGCCAGCCCAUCAACCCUCAGUGUCGAAUCUACCCCGAGGAGAUGAUCCAGACGGGCAUCUCGGCCAUCGAUGGCAUGAACAGCAUCGCCAGGGGCCAGAAGAUCCCCAUCUUCUCGGCCGCCGGGCUGCCACACAAUGAGAUUGCAGCUCAGAUCUGUCGCCAGGCUGGUUUGGUAAAGAAAUCCAAAGACGUUGUGGAUUACAGUGAGGAGAACUUCGCCAUUGUCUUUGCUGCCAUGGGGGUAAACAUGGAAACGGCCCGGUUCUUCAAGUCUGACUUUGAAGAAAAUGGCUCCAUGGACAAUGUCUGCCUCUUUCUGAACUUGGCUAAUGACCCGACCAUCGAGCGGAUCAUCACGCCUCGCCUGGCUCUGACCACCGCAGAGUUCCUCGCGUACCAGUGUGAGAAGCACGUGCUGGUCAUCCUGACAGACAUGAGCUCCUACGCCGAAGCGCUCCGAGAGGUGUCUGCAGCCAGGGAGGAGGUUCCUGGCCGCCGCGGAUUCCCGGGCUACAUGUACACAGAUUUAGCCACCAUCUACGAGCGCGCAGGGCGGGUGGAAGGCCGGAACGGCUCCAUCACCCAGAUCCCCAUCCUCACGAUGCCCAAUGACGAUAUCACCCACCCCAUCCCUGACUUGACCGGGUACAUCACAGAAGGCCAGAUCUACGUGGACAGACAGCUGCACAACCGACAGAUUUACCCGCCCAUCAACGUGCUGCCUUCCUUGUCGCGGCUGAUGAAGUCGGCCAUCGGGGAAGGGAUGACCAGGAAGGACCACGCCGACGUCUCCAACCAGCUGUACGCGUGCUACGCCAUUGGGAAGGAUGUACAAGCCAUGAAAGCCGUGGUUGGAGAAGAGGCGCUCACCUCAGACGACCUGCUGUACCUGGAGUUCCUGCAGAAGUUUGAGAAGAACUUUAUUUCUCAGGGUCCCUACGAAAACCGCACCGUCUACGAGACGCUGGACAUCGGCUGGCAGCUGCUCCGAAUCUUCCCCAAGGAGAUGCUCAAGAGGAUUCCUCAGAGCACCCUGAGCGAGUUCUACCCCCGAGACUCGGCCAAGCACUAGCUGCCGCUCCGUCCCUGCCCGCCCCGUGUGGGCUUCUCGUGAAAUACCGGUUCCGUUUCUGCAUUCCUUCCACACUCCUCCUCCAGUCCCCCAGCUGGCUGUGGCAGGUCACGCCUUCCCGUGUCAUUAAAGGUGACGUUUUGUGCUGGUGUUGCGAUGUGAUCAGCUGCUGCCAGGCCUUCAAGUCACCCACUUCCAGACCAGGGCGUGGGGGGCGCUCGGUGGAGCAGCCCCGUGGGGCCGGGGCAAGCUUUCCCCUGACGUGUUUGUGCACAGUGGUGUCUUUCCUUCAUUACCCAGAGCAUCCUCGUCCUGGGUUGUCGCUGUCUGAACCUGCAGUGUGUGAGGUCUCUGCACACACUGGGCCAGGAGCAGGUGCCCAGCAUGGGCCGGGAGCUCUGUGCCCAGGACAGGCCGGGAGCAGCUCUGUGCCCAGCACUUUGGGCUGCUGGUGCUGUGAGUUUACGCACCUGCUCUCGGUGUGUGGUUCUGUAACUGUUGCUUGCUCUCCUCCUGGCGGCUUAACCUGCUUAGGAGGCGCGUGCCUGGGGUGACUCCCAGAGGCCCACAGCCCCUGCGCAGCUGCCCUGUCUGCAGAUCCUUCCUGCCUGGGUUGCCCGCAGCACCGGCUGUCAUACCAUUAGGGUAUCUGAAUCCAAGUAAAGGACACAGCAAAGGAAUAGCAAAGGCUGCCUCCCUUGAGCCCCUGACGUGCUGGCAGCGUGGGCCCUGGAAGCUGGAGGCAGGUAGGGGGAAGGCGCUCGGGUUCCUGGGUAGUGUAAACCCAGUCCAAGAGGAGUGGCCCCUGCAGAGCGCCCCGCAGCAGCCCCGCACGCUGGCCCUCCAUCUGCCUCUUCGCAGCUUCUGAGUGUUCGUAGAGCCCUGCUCCUUCCUGCCCAGCCCCGAGCCCCCGCUCUGCACCUGCUGCUUGUCUGCCGUUGAGUCUCCGCUUCCCUUGUGGCUCAGGUGCUGUGGGACCUCCGUGCAUUCCGUCUUCAAAGCUGUGUGAAGUCCUUCUCUUUUCUCUGAGGGGAUCGGGGGAGGGCCAGCAUGAUUACCUGUUCCAGUGUAGAAAACGUGACAUCGACUACAAAAGGACAAUAAAUGUUAAGUUAAAUGAAA
Molecule: messenger RNA, 2682 nt
Organism: Ochotona curzoniae (black-lipped pika)
Lineage: Eukaryota; Metazoa; Chordata; Mammalia; Lagomorpha; Ochotonidae
Gene: ATP6V1B2
Product: ATPase H+ transporting V1 subunit B2
Exons: 14
Coding region: 25-1560 (511 amino acids)
Biological process (GO): ATP metabolic process; proton transmembrane transport
Cellular component (GO): proton-transporting V-type ATPase, V1 domain
Molecular function (GO): proton-transporting ATPase activity, rotational mechanism; ATP binding
Source: RefSeq, a predicted model, not a curated record